Coregonus clupeaformis (lake whitefish) is the source of this 2387-nucleotide messenger RNA. Its product is annotated as pre-B-cell leukemia transcription factor 1-like. The coding region runs from base 1095 to 2369 and encodes 424 amino acids. The transcript has 9 exons. The record is from RefSeq and is a predicted model, not a curated record. Gene Ontology annotation, cellular component: nucleus. Gene Ontology annotation, biological process: eye development; regulation of transcription by RNA polymerase II; embryonic organ development. Gene Ontology annotation, molecular function: DNA-binding transcription factor activity, RNA polymerase II-specific; RNA polymerase II cis-regulatory region sequence-specific DNA binding. Lineage: Eukaryota; Metazoa; Chordata; Actinopteri; Salmoniformes; Salmonidae.
UGUGGGAGAACUGGCCAGGCGAGGGAGCCGGAUAAAGAAAGGAGAAGAAAAAACAGCCUAGAAGAGAAGGGAGCAAGCAACGCUAUUCGACCAACGGAUAGGACAAGGCCAGCCACGGCUGGUCGGACGGAGUGGAGUUUAUUUAAAACAUGUAUUUUAUUCCGUCGUUUUAUUUGAUCCUGUAGGCUACUAGCUACGGUACUUAUUCCCAGCCGUGCAGGUUAUCCUGUGAAAAGAAGGCAACGAAAACGGACACGUUGGGGAUUUCUGUGGACUAGUAGCGGAGCUGUUGUAGGCUAGUGUGGCGCUACUCUUCUUUCUCAUUGUUAGAGAAACACGGAGAUAAAUGGUGGUUGGAUUCCAAACUGGUUCGCCUACAUUCCCCGUCGCUUUCUACGAGACAGCGUUUGGAUAUAGGCCGGAUGAUCAUUUUGUCGAACGCAGGAGUAACAUUUGUGACAAGCUAGUCUGCUAAUUGUUGCCAUUUUUCUCCCUCGCAGCGGCAGCACCGUUCGUUCUCCCUCCCCCUCUUUUGUCGUUCGCCAAGCUGACCAUUUUAAAGGCAGCUCUACCUUUCCUUCCAGGCUUUAUUUUUUUUCCUUGUGGCCUCCUCGCUCCCUCUAUCUGCCUCAACCGUGGAACUAGAACCCUGCACACGCGUUCGACUCAGAAUACAAAAGAAAUCAGGCGAAUCUCGGCCGGGUUAUGCCAAAGAAAAUAGUGUUUUAUUUGUUUACAAGUACUGUGUAGGCCCUGAUCGACCGUUUACUUUUUUUUUUGUUUGUUUUAGACAAUUACAUGUUUACAGCUUGCUUGCCGCUGUUGGUCAUUUGAACGAGCAAUGCAAUUUUGUAGUUAGUUUUAUUUCUUCCUUUGUUUAUUGGCUACUUUGAAUAGUUAGUUUUAUUUCUUCCUUUUUUUAUUGGCUACUUUGAAACACUGUGUUUCGAGUCAGGGACAUUCAACUGUAAAAGGCAACUAGGCUACCUCUGGAAAAAAAUAUACUAUUUUCUCCUCUUCCUCCCUUCAUCCGACACUGUCACCUUUUCCCCCCCUAGUUUUGUCGCAAAAACGGCGAGAUUUUUCUGAAAGGCAUGGAGGACCAGGCCCGCAUGAUGUCGGGUCUCGUCGGACUGUCCGGACUGUCUCAUGCCGACGUGGGGGACCAUGACGCGGGGAGGAAGCAGCACGCCCUCGGCCAGCCGCAGCAGGACAUCGGGGAUAUCCUCCAACAGAUCAUGGCCAUCACGGACGAGAGUCUCGACGAGGCCCAGGCCAGGAAACAUGCGUUAAACUGCCACAGAAUGAAGCCCGCCCUCUUCAGUGUGCUCUGUGAGAUAAAAGAGAAGACAGUCCUCAGUAUCCGUGGUAUCCAGGAUGAGGAUCCACCAGAUCCACAGAUCAUGCGAUUGGACAACAUGCUGCUGGCAGAGGGCGUGUCCGGCCCGGAGAAGGGUGGGGCCUCGGCGGCGGCAGCAGCUGCAGCGGCGGCAGCUGCAGGCGGGUCCCCUAACGACGGCAAUAUAGAACACUCAGACUACAGGGCCAAGCUGACUCAGAUCAGAGGGAUAUACCACUCUGAACUGGAGAAAUAUGAACAGGCAUGCAGUGAGUUCACCAACCAUGUGAUGAACCUGCUGAGGGAGCAGAGUCGUACGCGGCCCAUCUCUCCCAAGGAGAUCGAGCGCAUGGUGGGGAUCAUCCACCGCAAGUUCAGCUCCAUCCAGAUGCAGCUUAAACAGAGCACCUGUGAAGCCGUCAUGAUCCUACGUUCCAGAUUCCUGGACGCCAGACGGAAGAGACGUAACUUCAACAAGCAGGCUACUGAGGUGCUGAAUGAGUACUUCUACUCCCACCUGUCUAACCCCUACCCCAGUGAGGAGGCCAAGGAGGAACUGGCCAAGAAGUGUGCCAUCACCGUCUCUCAGGUGUCUAACUGGUUUGGUAACAAGAGGAUCAGGUACAAGAAGAACAUAGGGAAGUUCCAGGAGGAAGCUAACCUGUACGCUGUGAAAACAGCUGUAGACGCAGCCAGCGUCUCCUCACAGGCCAGCCAGGCCAACUCCCCCGCCACGCCUAACUCAGGCUCGCCAGGGUCAUACAGUCGGCCCAACACAGGCCACGCCCACCCCGGUGUACACCCGACCAAUGGGGAGGGGUUAUUUGUCAGCCCUCCUCUGCAGCCUCAGGUGGAUAUCCAGCACCAUGCUACACUCCUGACGGGAUGUUAUGAGGAGCUGCCUGGAGGAACUCUGUUUCCUCCCCACUGUCUCCAUGUUGAUAGUGGAUGGCAGGACAGCACUGACCACCCCUCUCUCACCCCCCCUCACGGGACACCGGGCAGCGUGCACUCGGACACCUCAAACUGAGACACCAACUCACCCCAA